This is a messenger RNA of Trichoplax adhaerens, 1064 nucleotides long. RefSeq lists its product as hypothetical. Gene Ontology annotation, molecular function: RNA endonuclease activity. The transcript has 5 exons. Bases 46 to 906 code for a protein of 286 amino acids. The record is from RefSeq and is a predicted model, not a curated record. Lineage: Eukaryota; Metazoa; Placozoa; Uniplacotomia; Trichoplacea; Trichoplacidae.
ACCUUUUUUCAUCUGCGGUGGACCUAGUCUCUUGGAUAUAUCGCUAUGGCAAUGAAAUUAGUAUUCUGCAUCCUUGCUCUUAUUGCUACUCCAGCUUUAGCUGUGAGCAGUAGCCAAAUUAAAGCGGCAUUAGAUGGCUUUUGGAAUGUCGAUUACAAUCGUGCCUAUGCUGGAUCUGAUUUCCACAUCUCUAAGCAAUCUACAACUACUAGCUCCAGCACAAGUGACAAAUCUUCUCAACCACUUUUCCAAUACGUAAACGAAAAUAAAAUUUUCGCCAGGCCAACUUAUGCCAAAUAUAUUGCCUUAAUGGACAACUACGUUCAUUGCACUGGUACUACUGAAAACUACUCCAACAAUGAAGUCAAUGAAAUCUGGGCUUUCUUGGAUGAAAUCAUGAAAACCCAAGUAAUGAAGGAUGCUCAUUCUUUCUUGGUUUCACAUGGUCUUGCUUCAUCAAACGUUGCUACUUUCAAAGAUGAAUUAUAUGAAAUCUGGUUUGAACCCUACCAGAGAAAAGUUUCCGGAGACACUUCUGGUUUCGAACACGUUUUCGUUGGUGAAUUGAAAUGCAGCUCCAGUGUUACUGGAUUUCACAGUUGGAUCCAAUUCUACUUGGAAGAAAAAGCCAAUAACCUCAACUACCACGGUUACAUUGGAACUUACCCCAAAAACACUCCACGUGUUUUGACUCUCCAAUUUAAAUGGUACAAUAUGAUCAAGAAGAUCGGCGGUGGUUUCAUUGGUACUAGCCCCGAAUAUGAUUUCGCUGUCUACUCUACUUGCUUUAUUGCUACUGGUGGUGGCAAAUGCUCUAUGUACGUUGACCAGCUCAACCUUAAUAUCCAAACUUGGAAGAAUACUGGUACCGGUAGAGUCGCUUCCGCUUAUCCUAUCGUUUUGUAAUUAAACGAUCGUAGUUACUUUAUAUUAGUAGUAUUGAUUGCCGCGCAUCAUGCCAGUAACACUUAUGGUGAAUGGCAUCGCGGUAAAUUUAGAUUUUUAGCUUGAAUCUGACCUCAGAAAUUAGCUAGAUAAGUUGGCUACUAAUAAAGAAUAAUUUG